Linum trigynum is the source of this 249-nucleotide messenger RNA. The record is from the annotation of a GenBank genome assembly. Lineage: Eukaryota; Viridiplantae; Streptophyta; Magnoliopsida; Malpighiales; Linaceae.
AUGUCUUUAUCCUUCACAUCGAGAGAGACACAGACACGGAUGCUGAGAUUUACAGUGCCGCUUCAACACCAUGCUCGGCGUCGCUUGCCAACAUUUCAGCUGAUCUUUGUCCAUGUGAUUGAGUCCCUUGUCUUUGUACCGGUAAGGUCACACAUGAUGAUUGAUGAAACCGUUAAGCUGCUUGUUGGCUUGGUGGUUCCUGUAGACUACUGUUUGUCUAAUUUUUUCACUAUUCAGCUAGUAACAUAA